Molecule: messenger RNA, 2699 nt
Organism: Nelumbo nucifera (sacred lotus)
Lineage: Eukaryota; Viridiplantae; Streptophyta; Magnoliopsida; Proteales; Nelumbonaceae
Molecular function (GO): protein binding
Source: RefSeq, a predicted model, not a curated record
CUCCGCUCUCUUCUCUUUCUCUUCCUCUCUCUUUUUUUUUUCUUCUUCUACCUCUUCUCCGUUUUUUUUCUCCUCCAUCAUCACUUAACCAGACCACUGUUCAUCUUCUUCUCUACCGAAGGUGAACCAGCGGUGGCCGUUUUAGUUUCUCCCCCGGUGAUCUCACUCCUCUCGUUCUUCCUAUCUCUUUAUCUCCUUGGUACCUUCUUUUCACUUUUCAUUUCCUCCUCCAUCAGGUUUCAGUCACGUUUCUCCACUAUUCAUCGCCCCUUUCGGUGAGAACAGAGGAGUUGCAGCGACGCAACUCCACCCCUAUCCCCAUUCAAUUCUAGAAGAAACCCAACCUCUUCCGUCUUAUUUCUUCCUCUCGUAUUCUUUCUUUUCGCCCUACUGCCGUUCUUUCGCCAUCCUAAUCAUCAGUAGAACUCUUGCCCCGUGAUCUCUACAUUGGGACUGGACAGAUUACCGGGCAGUGAUCGGAAAAUCCACCAUUGCUUAGAGAGACUGGACCUGGAAAUUCGGCUCGUUAUUACCAGCCUUCACGUUACCAGUCGCGGAGUCCAUCCCUGUGCAAAGGCGAGCAACCCGAAGAGAGAAGUCCGUUGAAAUCCCGCCUCUGUUCUCCACCUUUUCAGAUCGAGAUUCCCCCUGUUCGAUCAAUUAAACUUGAGCCAGUAUCCAAUCAGGCAAAAAAUUCAAUCCCAGCUAAUCAUUCUUUUCUCAUCAAACUUCCGGUCUCAAGCAUCAGUCGCCAACAUCAUACAGGGAAAGAAAUCAGAAACAAUAAAUACUCUAGUCUUCUGUUGCUAUAUUUCAUCGCAGGCCACAUCCAAUUUGGAUGUGAUGAAUGAUUGUUGACAAAGCAAGGCAACCAUCAAUAAUUCUUUCUACUUUGGGAAAUUUUCAAUAAACCAUGGAACAUUGCAAGUGAAAUUGUCUAAUAAGCAGUUGAUAAGAAUUCCAAGUGUUGGACUUUGGUGGUUUCUAUGCUUUUUAGAGUUCCAUUCAGAUUUCAGCUGAUAAGGUUUCGGAGAUAUGCUGGUUCUUACCAUGAAUUCAAAGAGGCAGAGACGCCCAAAUGUUAGAUUGGGAGAGAUAGGAGAUGUUUCUACGACCUUUACUUGUUGUUUUUCUCAGAAAGCUAAGGAAAACUUAGAAGAGAAGACAUGGAAACAAGAGCUGGAGAACUCUAGAAAAACUGAUUUUGAUCAUCCCAUUUGUGGGUUCUCCUUGCCAAGGUCAUGGGGGUUCACAUUUUUGGAUCCUGGUGUAUCUUCGAGGGUUUUGUCUGAUACACAGCACAAUAGAGAGAAUAGGAACCCUAAUUCUUCGAAAUUGGUUUCUGAAUUUGCAAGCUCGGAUGAAACUAAUGCAAGUAAACGAAGGUUUGAUUUCGGAACUGUAACGCGGAAGGGCCGGCUCAUGAAGAGGGGACGGAGCACGAGAGGUAACAAUGGUGGUGUUAGCAGCGCUUGGAAUUCCAAGGUUUGUCCUGAAAUUAGUAAUGACAAUGAGAAAGAGUAUAGGGGUGUUGAUUUUGUUGAUUCCACAUCAAAUCCAUGCUAUGACGUCUAUUCUGUUGAGGGGUUCAAGGAUUCAUCGGACCGUGAUACCUCAAAUAUGAGCAAAGAAGCCCAUGGAAGUGAGUGCUUAGAACCUAUUUCGGACUUGCAGGUAAGAGGUGAUUCCGAUGGGUUUUGGAUAGAAGAUGCUUGUAGAGAUGAUGGUACAUUCUAUUCUGAUGAUGGACCCUGUACGAUUCCCAAAGCAGGCCGAGUGGAUGACAAGAUAGGAACCGGUGUUACUAUUGUAGAUAGUGUAAGAAGCUGGUUGGAGGAGUUGGGGUUUGGUAGGUAUGCUGAUAUAUUUGAAAUGCAUGAGGUAGAUGAGGAAGUGCUGCCAUUGCUUACAUUUGAAGAUCUCAAAGAGAUGGGAAUAAAUGCUGUUGGACCCCGGCGAAAGAUGUACACUGCAAUUCAGCAUUUAAGAGGAGGAAUUUCUAUUUGAUAAACUACACCAAAUGGGCAGGUGCUAACAUAAUAUGGCUUAAGCUGGGCAAGCUUUGUGUUUGUCAUGAUCUGGAACUCAAAAAUAAAAAGUAAAAUAAAAUAAAAAGAAACUGUCCGGGUGAGGUGAGCUGGUUGGUCUGGACUGGUGCAUGCUGUCAUUUCAGUGCUGGUGCUCAUUGUGUGGUCUUUGCUGUUGCUGCCCUUUGGACUUGGAGAGCCGGUGUGGAAGAUAUAGGAGGGCUAGUCUAAGGCAGGCUCCCUAGAUAUCAAAUUAUAGGCAUUUGGAAGCUCGGAAAAAUGAUUGCAUUUCGUCUUCCACGCUUUCUAGCCACUUAAAAUUUUACAUUUCAUUAUAAUUAUUCCAGAGAAAUGUUAGCCUUCGGAUACCAGCCUUCAUUUCGUAUUAUCCACAAGUCAACAAUUGCUAUCAUACACCAGAUGUCUAUCAGGUAUGGGUCACCAUCUACUAUAUACACCCCUCCAUGUGGAUCAUAACUCCUUUAUACAAGGUUCCAUAUACUUGGUUGAUUGGUUCAAGGCAUUGCCAGUAAAUCUGACAAGUCUUCUCUUAGCAUUUCAAAGCUUAGACCUGUUUUAUGUACGCCAGAAAGGCAAAGACUCAGUGAUAUCAUAUUGUGGGCCACUAUUCACUAAACGGAUUUCAAAUUCAAUUUAAACCUGAUUGUCUAA